CAAUAAUUUGACUUCCUGCUCCUUACUGAGAGUCCCAUCCUAAAGGAAAGCGCUUAGGUUACUAUGCAACAGUUGAGGUAGAGGGGCGCAAGGAAAAAAGGUUUCAAAGUUCUUUUCAGGUCUUCUAACAAUGUUAUGCAAAACAGACCAAACUCUAAUAAUGACUGGAGAAAGAGAACGAUUAAAGGAGCUUCUGCGCACUCGUCUAAUAGAAUGCGGCUGGAGAGACCAGGUUCAGAUGCUAUGUCGUGACAUAGUGAGAGAACGGGGUGUUCACAAUCUGAAAGCAGAUGAUCUGAUUGCAGAAAUCACUUCAAAGGGCAGAGCUCUUGUACCAGAUUCAGUGAAAAAGGAGCUGCUGCAGAAAAUAAAAGCAUAUCUUGUUCAGGAUAUGUAAUGCAGCAGAAUUUUUUUUCGAACUUCCACUGUAUAUACAACACACUGGUGAAUUUUACUUUCUUAAAAAUUGUCUUCAAAUCAAUAAGACUGUUACAUUACACUUGACAAGAAUAGGUUUAUUUUAUUAUAGCUACUAAAGAAAUUUAACUUAAUAAAGUACUGCACAUGAAAUACUGCAAAUGUACAUAUAACAGAACUGUAACAUUGUGACUUAAUGCAUACGCUUAAUAUUUUUUUUAUAAUAUAUGAUCACCUUUACCUUUCUCAGUAUUGACUUGGUUGUUAUUCCUUUAUAUGAUAGGAAAGGAUUUAACUCUGUCAUCCCACUUCCUAAAUAUUUCUUCUUUUGUCUCUUCUGGCAAAGUACCUGAAAAAAUGAAUUAUACAUACAAACAAAAACUGUGUCAACAAGUUAUGUCGUUAUUUAAUUAACUGAGAACAAUCAUACUGGAUGCUUCCUUUUCAGCCACAACCUUCAAUUUUACUUAUAUAUAUCACAUUUAUGAAACUUUUAUUUUAAUUUAAAAUGAGUUGUAUGAAGAAAAGUGCAAAUAAAUAAAUAAAUCCUCA
This is a messenger RNA of Zootermopsis nevadensis, 969 nucleotides long. Its product is annotated as transcription and mRNA export factor ENY2. Gene Ontology annotation, biological process: mRNA export from nucleus; positive regulation of DNA-templated transcription. NCBI's taxonomy places the organism in Eukaryota, Metazoa, Arthropoda, Insecta, Blattodea, Termopsidae. Gene Ontology annotation, cellular component: SAGA complex; nuclear pore. Gene Ontology annotation, molecular function: transcription coactivator activity. The record is from RefSeq and is a predicted model, not a curated record.